AUGGUGUUGAAGGCAGACAAGAAGUCCAAGAAGAUUUGUGGCACAGCUCCUCUCAACAGCAGGAUAGUUGGAGGACAAGACGCCACUGCAGGGAGCUGGCCCUGGCAGGUCAAUCUUAUUGGACCAGUCUUAUGUGGAGGCUCCCUCAUCAACAAGGAGUGGGUGCUGUCUGCAGCACACUGCUUCAAAAGUGACAGCACAAGUGGGUGGACUAUCUAUCUGGGUCGACAGUCCUUGGCUGGUUCUAAUCCAAAUGAAGUAUCUAGAACCGUGGCUGAGAUCAUUCGACAUCCUAAUUAUGAUGACUCCACAAAGGAGAAUGACAUGGCUCUCCUCCGGUUGAGCAGUGCUGUUCCCUUCACCGACUACAUCAGACCUGUUUGUCUGGCGGCCAGCGGCAGCAUUAUCUCCCAGGGAACAGACAGCUGGGUCACUGGCUGGGGGGACACUGAAGAAGGAGGGUCUCUUUCAAAUGUUCUUCAGGAAGUGGAAGUUCCUGUGGUUGGCAACGAACAGUGUGCUGACCUCUUACAGUCUCUUCUUCCACCAAUCACAGAAGAUAUGAUGUGUGCUGGCCUUCCUGAUGGAGGAAAAGACUCUUGUCAGGGUGACUCGGGUGGUCCAUUGGUGAUGGCUGUCGGCAUUAAAUGGGUCCAGUCUGGGGUGGUUAGUUUUGGGUUUGGCUGUGCACGACCUAACCUACCUGGAGUCUACGCCAUGGUCUCUCAAUAUGAGGACUGGAUCGACUCCCACAUCAGAAGUGAUCCACCAGGCUUUGUGUCGGUCAACACAGAAAUAGCUUCUGCAGACAUUUGUGGCACAGCUCCUCUCAACAGCAGGAUAGUUGGAGGAGAGGACGCCACUGCAGGGGGCUGGCCCUGGCAGGUCAAUCUUUUGGGAGAUUCACUGUGUGGAGGCUCCCUCAUCAACAAGGAGUGGGUACUGUCUGCUGCGCACUGCUUCAAAAGGUGA
Messenger RNA from Sardina pilchardus (European sardine), 972 nucleotides. Its product is annotated as serine protease hepsin-like. The coding region runs from base 1 to 972 and encodes 323 amino acids. Gene Ontology annotation, biological process: proteolysis. The record is from RefSeq and is a predicted model, not a curated record. NCBI's taxonomy places the organism in Eukaryota, Metazoa, Chordata, Actinopteri, Clupeiformes, Clupeidae. The transcript has 6 exons. Gene Ontology annotation, molecular function: serine-type endopeptidase activity.